Chelonoidis abingdonii (Abingdon island giant tortoise) is the source of this 1480-nucleotide messenger RNA. The record is from RefSeq and is a predicted model, not a curated record. Lineage: Eukaryota; Metazoa; Chordata; Testudines; Testudinidae.
AUGGACGGGACAUCACCGUCCGCUACCUCAGGGCCCUCCCUGCCAGCACCCAAGGUGACACCCACCGUGGCACUUGCAGUGGUUACAGAUGCCAGCACCACAGAACGGGAGUCACCAGGGGGCAAGGCGGCAGGCUCGUCAUCGGUGCCCCCCUUCCUGCUCUUCCGGGGGGUCUCCAAAUCCAAAGGAUACGCUGGCAUCUCAGAAGUGGCUCAGCUCCGACUGGUGAAUGGCCCGAGUCGCUGCACUGGGAGAGUCGAGGUGCUUCAUAACCAGCAGUGGGGAACUGUGUGUGAUGGCAGCUGGGGCUUGUCCGAGGCUGAAGUCGUGUGCAGGCAGCUGGGCUGUGGGACGGCGUUAUCAGCACCACGUGGGGCUCGGUUUGGACAAGGAUCUGACCGUGUGUGGCUGGAUGAGGUUCAGUGCACAGGGGCAGAAGCUGCCCUCACCGAAUGCAGGGCUAAGCCUUGGGGAGAGCAUGGCUGUAACCCCGGAGAAGAUGCCGGUGUUGUGUGCUCAGAUCAGGGCCAGCUGAGGCUGCGGCUGACGAGUGGCCCAAGCCCCUGCUCCGGGCGAGUGGAGGUGCUGAUUAACAACACCUGGGGUGCUGUGUGUGAUGUCGGCUGGGGCCUGCCGGAGGCAGGGGUGGUGUGCAAGCAGCUGGGCUGUGGCAUGGCGCUGUCAGCCCCGGAAGUUGCUCAGUUUGGCCACGGGGCUGGCGAUGUCUGGCUGAAGGGCGUGAGCUGCUCAGGUCAGGAGUCUCUCAUCAGCGAGUGCCAGCUGAGCCGGCUGGGUUCUGGGCUGUGUGACCGUGGCUCCGAGGCCAGCGUGGUGUGUGCCGGGCAGGCCGGCCUUGGGAUACUCUACUAUGUGCUCCUCGGCCUGGGUGCCCUCGUGGUGCUGAUCUGUGUGGCCCUGCUCUGCUGGAGGAUGUGUCGGAACAGAGCCGCUGGGUACCCCCUGGGCCAUGUGCACAUGGAGGAGCUGUGGGCUCCAGGGACCCCGGCCUGGCCCCAGGAAGCAGCAAAUCCAGAGCCUGCCAUGGAACUCGACAGCAAGAUGAUCCAGCAGUGCUGUGAAAGCCGCAUGCCAGCCGGGCUGGGCUGGGCUCAGCCUGCAGUGAGAGACGAGCCAGUGGGAUCCUGCCCAGAGCAGCCCUAGAGCUGCCAGCUGCCUGGGCUGUGGGAACUCUGCUGGGGCUUGUCCAGGGGCUGGGGCUGCUGGCUGGAGGUCUCAGCUCCCCCAUUACCUGGGAACGUUCAAGGUACCAUGUGAGGAGUGGUUGCUGCCUGUAAAGAACUGAGUCAUGCAUGGACAUGUGACAUGCCCAUGUGACUCCAAACUCCAUCUUGCUGCUGUGAUUUUCCACAGUGAGAGCAAAGGGGUGUCCUUCCACAGGGCAGAGGCUAUAAAAGGCCCUAGAAACCCCUCCAUUUUGUCUUCAGUCCUGCUUCUGACCUCUGGAGGAAACUUACUACAA